Messenger RNA from Anguilla rostrata (American eel), 982 nucleotides. Its product is annotated as RING finger protein 223-like. Gene Ontology annotation, molecular function: ubiquitin protein ligase activity. NCBI's taxonomy places the organism in Eukaryota, Metazoa, Chordata, Actinopteri, Anguilliformes, Anguillidae. Bases 1 to 762 code for a protein of 253 amino acids. The transcript has a single exon. Gene Ontology annotation, biological process: protein ubiquitination. The record is from RefSeq and is a predicted model, not a curated record.
AUGGAGGACCCGGCAGUUGAGAAGGGUACCUCAUCGUGCUGCUGCGACCCCCCCGAAAGCGAUUCUUCCGCCCAGGUUGGACAUUUGGGGGAGGGGCCGGAGCCUGCAGCCCUGCCCACUGGGCCCGCCUCCAUUCCGGAGUGCCCCAUCUGCUUCUCGGCCUACGACGGGGCGUUCCACGCCCCCCUCCAGCUCCCCCGCUGCGCCCACACGUUCUGCCUGGUGUGCGUGUCCCGGAUGAGCCUGUUCCCCUCCCCCCCACAGGGCUUCCAGUGCCCCCUCUGCCGCACCCCCGUCCCCCUGCCCCCUGGCGGUGCCCCCUGCCUGCCCCCCAACAUGGAGCUGCUGUCCCGGCUCCCCCAGGCCCACUGCGGGGCCCCCAAACGGGUGUGGCUGGAGGGGCCGGUCCUCUGCUAUUGGACGGGGCCGGAGGAGGGCGGGGCUACAGCAGACGGGGUCGCCAGGCUGCCGCUGACCGGGGUCCCCGCGGCUGGGGUCGUGGCAGGGGCGGGGGUCACGCCAGGAGUGCGAGUGGGAGCGGGGGCGGGGGCGGGGGCGGGAGGGGAGGGCCAGCCGGUCGCCAUGGUGACGGUUCUCUCCCGACGCAGGCUCGGUGGCUGCAGGAACGUCAGGGGCCUGGCCGUGAUCAGCUUCCUCCUCUUCGUCAUCAUCUUCGUCGCCAUCUUCCUCCCUGUCUACUUCCAUAGCAGAGGUGGGGAGAACCAACCCCCCCAUUCUAACGCUCUGAACAGACUCCACUGACAGGACUCCACUGGCAGACCGUUUGUGUGGAAUUAUAAAUAAGCCCGGCACAAUGUGAGCCAGGGAAGCUGCAGCUCCCAUUCCUGGAUUAUUGGAUUACUUUUAAUAAUACCUAGCGUGUGUGAGUAUGCGCCUGUGCGCAUUUGUGUCUAUUAGAAGUUCUAGUAUUAAGAAUGCUUCCAUGUAAUUUCCUUCACAUUAAACUCUGUUAUUUUUAUGA